Molecule: messenger RNA, 1644 nt
Organism: Clonostachys solani
Lineage: Eukaryota; Fungi; Ascomycota; Sordariomycetes; Hypocreales; Bionectriaceae
Source: the annotation of a GenBank genome assembly
AUGGCUGUACGCAGGAUAGUUCUCGCAACAAAGUCUCCUGAAUUGAACAACACCUAUAUUUAUGACAGGGACAUGUUCUGCAACGAAACGAUCACGAACUCCACACAGGGCUGCACAGUCCUUCGCAGCAACUACUACGCGCAAGACAAAUCGGAAAGUUUCAAAGAGGCAAAGAACAUGAUUGAAGCUGGGGGGUCGAUAGAGAGCGUCCUUGAGGGCGCCGAGCCAGGGAUCGAGAAGCUCGUCAAAAACAACACCGCUGGAAUGGAGAACUCCUUUGGUAUCAAAGACGCAAGCCUCAGUGAGCAAAUACCGAUCGGGAUACCCCGUCACUUUGCAUCCUCUUGGCUUGGGCUCCAACUCUACAUUUCUCAACAAAUUCGGAAAACCGGGUGGACCUUCUCACGCGCAUUCUCCUUAUACUGGGGCAGCAAUUGGAAUUCAAUGCCGAUUAAGGGCCAUGUGGUGAUGGGAGGGUACGACAAAAAGAGAAUCAUCGAGCCAAAUGUCACUGCACCCCUCAAGUACGGCGACUAUUCUAAAUCAGAUGGGUGUUUCACCGGCAUCAGAAUUGUGAUAUCCGACAUCACAGUUAAUUUCACUGACGGUUCUAACAAGAGCAUCUUCCCCAACAAGGACAAACUCCAUGCUUGCCUUGCCCCCCAGCGUCCAUCUUUAUUGGAGCCCCCUCGUGAGUAUCUUGACAAGUUUGAGGAGGUAACAGGCACAAAACAUAACGGCAAUACAUCAAGUGGAUUUCAUUGGGGCGCGUGGAUAUAUGACAGAAAACAAUCUUUCAAAGGCGAUAUGACUUUUCAUCUCGAGUCUGGUCUGAAAAUCCGAAUCCCAAACACGCAAUAUAUGCCACCUCAUGUCUACCAUGAUGAAGAUGGAUCUCGUGUCAUGGAUACAAGUGCUCGGGAACUUGCCAUGCCAGAGACCCUGAACGGAGUCCCCAUGCUGGGAAGAUACUUCCUCACCAGUGCGUACCUAAUGGUUAAUCACGAUGUUGGAACAUAUACGUUGUGGGAAUCCAAUCAAAACACCUCGAUUUGGAAAAAUGAUCUAGUGAUGAUAAAGGACGACGAGAUUGCCGCCCAGUGCCCGGACAAUGCGACGAAGCCUGUUGAGACCCCCAGUGUAUCAACCACAGAAGUUAUCCCUGAGAGCACCACGACCGUGGAGCAAACAGAAUCGGGAUCCUCUGUGGCAUCUCCUGCGACAAUUGGAGGAUCGGUUGUUGGAGGUGUGAUCGGAGCCGCUAUCAUCGCCCUGGCAGCGGCUUGGUUUAUCCGCCGAGGUAGGGCGGCAGCUUCUGACGCACCUGUGGAAAUGGGAGCAUCCAGCGCCGCAGGAGAAUAUGAUGACAGGAAGCUGAUGCCUCCUGUAUAUGAAGCAUAUGGCUCAAGACCUGAGCCUGACGCUGAGAUGAUGGGCUCACGGCCAUUGCCUGAAGCCGAGAUGGUCGGCUCACAGCCACUUCCCACCGAAAUGCUAGGGAACCUCAUCUACGAGCUAGAUGAUAAUACGGUUGGGACUGGUACAAUGUUUGGAAGUCCAACAGUUGUGGGCAACCCGGACGAGCACUUCGAAAACAGGUCGGAUUCGGACAGAGAAAGCAUCUUGAGGACGGGGAAGCAAUGA